UCUUCCUCCAUAAACCCUUGAAACCCUAAUUUUGCAAACAUUCAAACCUAACCACCGUCUCCGGCGAUUCGCCGGAAAAUCAACCACACCGUCAUUCCCCCUCCUCCGUCAUGGAAACCGACGGAUUUCUAUACGAAACCCUAUCUCCUCUCUCAACCGCCGUAACCGUCGCUUCUCCACCAACCACACCGCCACCGGAAACCACCGUCGGUGACUCCGAAGAUUACCUCGUGCUGCGUAAUCAUAUUCCUAUAUCUACAAUUUCGACGCCGUUGCCGGAAACUUCCGCUCCGGAUUUCUUCUCUUUAGAUCCGGUUAACGAUGACGACGGUUGGAGAACUCCGACGCCGCCGCUGAAACGGUCGAGAUUAGCUACUCCGUUGCCUGAUGAUGAACCGAAGAGGAGUUUGGAAGCUGGCUGGUUUCGUGCUAAUUGUCGGUUUAAAAGCCCUAUGCUUCAGCUUCAUAAAGAAAUAUUGGAUUUCUGUGAUUUUCUAUCUCCAACGGCUGAAGAGCAAGUGUCACGUAACGCAGCGGUUGAAAGUGUUUCGGAUGUUAUAAAGUAUAUAUGGCAUGACUGCAAGAUAGAAGUUUUUGGUUCGUUUAAGACAGGUUUGUUUUUGCCAAGCAGCGAUGUUGAUAUGGUGAUAUUAGAAUCGCGUAUGAAAACUCCUCAGAUGGGCUUAUAUGCUCUCUCUAAGGCUUUGUCGCAGAGAGGUGUUGCAAAAAAGAUUCAGGUGAUUGCCAAGGCUCGUGUACCAAUUAUUAAAUUUGUGGAGAAACGAAGUGGUAUUUCAUUUGAUGUAAGUUUCGAUAUGGAAAAUGGGCCAAAAGCUGCUGAGUAUAUACAGGAUGCUAUAUCUAAGUGGCCUCCUCUAAGGCCGUUGUGUCUAAUAUUGAAAGUUUUUCUGCAACAACGAGAGUUAAACGAGGUGUAUUCUGGUGGGAUUGGGUCGUAUGCACUCCUGGCUAUGUUAAUAGCAAUGUUGCGGAAUUCAAUGGGUACCCGUGCUUCUCCAGAACAUAAUCUUGGAGUUCUCUUGGUAACCUUCUUUGAUAUGUACGGGCGUAAGCUGAAUACUUCUGACGUUGGUGUAGCUUGCGAUGGAGGCACAUUUUUCUCCAAGAAGAGUAAAGGGUUUUUAAAUCCAAGCAGGAAGUCACUGAUUUCUAUCCAGGAUCCACAGGACCCGGAGAACGAUAUAGGGAAAAAUUCUUUCAACUAUUUCCAGAUUAAAUCCGCAUUUGGAAUGGCAUGCUCGACUCUCACGGACAACAAACUUAUCAUGAGCCUGGGCCCCAACCGUAGCAUCCUCGGAGCAGGUGAGCCGUUGCAAAAUAAUUUCGGUGAACACGAGGGGCUUUUUUGUAAUUGGAAUGUAGACGAUGAAGAAGAACCGCUGCCACGAGGAAAGGAUGUUGUUAGUGAUGAUGGUGUCGGUAAGGAGUCCCGGAAAAAGUCAAAGAAGGUGGUCAAGAAGAGGGCGGUCAAAGUUAAAAAGGCAGUCACUAUUAAGAAAAGAAAGAGAACGUCAACGGAUUCCCAGAGUUGAACAUAUACAAGCAUGUGGAGGGAGUAUCCAAGAAAAUCUUGGUCAGUUUUGUUGAUGAUUGUUGUAGACUAUUUAUCCUUGAGGAGAAUAGAUGUAACGAUAGUUUUGAUGUUUUUAUUACAUUAGAUUUGAGGUUCUUCUUUACUUGUACCUUAAAUUAUAGGGUUAUUGGACUUUAUCACCUCUAAAUAUUGGCUAUCGGUCGCUGUCACCCUCAACUAUCACUUUGAUGUCUGCCAUCCCGAACUUAACACUUUGUGUGUUCUGUCACCAUGCCGUUAACUGAUCACUAACUUUUGAUCUUGUUACUAUACUUUUGGAGGUGUCCUAAGAUCUCUAAAACAUUCCUAAGAUCCCUAUGACACCAACAAAAGUAUAGUAACAUGAAUAAAAGUUAGUGAUCAGUUAACGAGUUGGUGACAGAACACAUUAAGUGUUAAGUUGGGGGUGACAGGUGUCAAAGUGAUAGUUGGGGUUGAUAAAAUCCAAUAAUCCUAAAUUAUAGCAAGUGGUCGACAAAUAUUGAAUUUUGAU
This is a messenger RNA of Helianthus annuus (common sunflower), 2087 nucleotides long. RefSeq names its product terminal nucleotidyltransferase 4B. The coding region runs from base 111 to 1553 and encodes 480 amino acids. Gene Ontology annotation, cellular component: TRAMP complex; nucleolus. Gene Ontology annotation, molecular function: poly(A) RNA polymerase activity; mRNA binding. Gene Ontology annotation, biological process: RNA 3'-end processing. The record is from RefSeq and is a predicted model, not a curated record. NCBI's taxonomy places the organism in Eukaryota, Viridiplantae, Streptophyta, Magnoliopsida, Asterales, Asteraceae. The transcript is spliced from 14 exons.